CGGCGGACUACAGAUCCCAGGGUGUCCCGCGCGGUUCCUCGCCGGCCAUUUGAACUGGAAGGCGGCGGUGGUUUGUAAGGUGUGAGGCGUGAGGCCUGGGCCGCCAGAAAUUGGGCAGCUGUUGGCCGCGUUGAUACUACUACAGGAUGCCUGGAAGGUCGACCUUAAUGCCUGUGAUCUCCUUCAACUCUGUGGAUUCAGCAGUGUCUUCACUGAAAACAUGUCAUGUGUCUAUUAACACUGGAAUUGAAGUCACGACAGAUGUUGCACUUGCUCUUACAGAGCAUGAAGCUGCUGCGGAAGAAAUAAGCAGCAUGGAAAAACUGAUGUUAGACUAUGUUUCUAUGGAUCGAGAGCUUGAGCAAUUCAUACAAGCUGUAGAUGAUGUCACACACCAGAUAAAGCAAGAGCGACCAGAACGAAUGCCUGAUUUGAAAGCACUAGUAGAUAAAAGGUUUAAUGAACUGAAAAAUUUAAACAAAGAUGAGGAUCUAAUCAAAAAUGAUAAAUAUAUACACUUCAAAGGUCAGUUGAGGGAGAUGAAAAAGCAAGUUGGUGCCGAAUCACAAAAUGAGAGCACUUCAGCCAAUGAGAUUGAUGAAGACAUUGCAGUGACCCAGAGCCAGAGAAAUUUCAUUUGCCCCAUUACACAGAGGGAAAUGGAAUGUCCUGUGAAGAAUAAAGUUUGUGGUCACAGCUAUGAAGAGGAAGCCAUAAUAAAAAUAAUCCAGAACAAGCACAAACAGAAGAAGAAAGCCCGGUGCCCAGUUGUUGGAUGUGAUAAUGGAGAUAUGAAGCAGUGUGACCUUUCAAUGGACACAACCCUGAGGAGAGCUAUUGAAAAUCACAAAAAGCACCAAAUGCGAUGAUUACUUGUCAAACAUUCAAAAGGCAAGUGUGAUGAAGGAGAAGCUAUCAGAUCCAAAUAUUCAGGAGGUUAUCUUAUGGGAGGAAGGAGUUCUGGUUAAUCACUGCUAAUUAUAUAAUUUGACUAAAAUUGAUGUUGCAUUCCAUUUGACUUCAAUGUGAUCUGCUUUGAUGGAAAAGUACAUAUGCACAAUGUUUAAAGUAGAAAAUGAAACUACGAAUGCAAACAGAAAUCCAGGCCUGCAGCAUUUAUAGUGUAAUUUGUUCAAACCCAAAUGUAGGUUGCACCAGUGAAAGCCUAGUUAGGGAAAAUUGAGCGUAAUGUUUUCAAAUUAAAUGUUUACCUUUCUAAGGAAGCAGUAUUGAACCAUGAGCAGUUCUGAAUAGCAAAGGAUUUCUCACUAAAAUUUGAAAGUUUUCAUUUAAUUUCUGCAUCCUCCCCUACAACAUGAAUAAUGCUUUGAUUCAAUGUUAUGUAAUGCGAAGCUCCCUGAAUAUAUUGUUAUUAUCAUUUAUCACCAUCGCUGCUUGGGAUUUCCUUUUACAAUUAUUUUCCUUGUUUCAUACAUCUGAAAUAAAGCUGGCUUUUUAAAAAAUUGUUUUUCUGAUUUAAUUAGGUCCAGUAAAUCAGAGAUUGCUAGCUGAGCAUGUUGCAAAAUGAUGCAAAUUUUCAAAAAUUGGCAGUAUUUAACAGUAUAAUACAUCUGCUGGUGUGUGGGAACCUGCCAAAAGGAUGUGAAGGUGCUCUACAAGAAGAUUUGCAUUGAGCCCCUAACCAAAAAUUUUGUUGACUUGAUAGCAUUUUAUGAAGGAAAAAACUAUGGAAUCUUCAAUGUCCCUCGGAGCCAUUGGUACAGUUUGGAAGGAUUUAACAUCAUGUUUGAAUAGCAACAUCUUUGACAGCUGCGUUGAAGUGACAGCUUAAAUUUACGUACUUAAGCCCUGGAGUGAAGCUGGGGUCAGCAGCCUAAUGAAUCAGAAGCAAGAUUGGCCUGAUUCCAAUCUAGCAAUAUGGCCAUAUUUUAGUGCAGGCAGCAAUUGGUUGUUUUUAAAAUUGAAACUACUUGAAAAUCAACUUCUACAUAUUUAUCUUUGUAGUAGCCCAGUUUGUUCCCCUCAUCUGAAGGUGGCAACUUAAAAUCAUAAAAUGAUACAGCACAAAGGGAGGUUGGUUUGGUCCAUCGUGCCUGUGCCUAUUCUAUGAAGGAGACAUCUAAUUGGACCCACUCCCCAGUCAUUUCCUCAUAGCCCUGCAAAACAAACUUACUUGGCAUGGUAGCCGCUUUUCCGUACCUUGCCCGAGUAACCUUUCUUCAUGGGAUUGUGUGGAUUGAAGUCAAUAGUUUACUGACUAUUCAGAUGCAAUCUGUCACAGCUGAUCUGAUCCUGUGUGGCCAUGUCCAUGCACAUUGAAUUGCAGCAACAGUUGCUGGCAUUGUGCUCAGAUACAGAACCCUAACUAUUUUGGCACACAUUGGCAAGUGUAGCGACCAGUACAAAAACUUGGGACCUCUCUGAUCUGUAUCAUAAUAUUGGUUGUAUUUACACACUGAGCUGUAAGAGAGAGAUGCUAAUCCUUCUUAUAGGAGUUUGAGAUUAUUUUGUGCUUUUCUAAUAUUUCUGUUUGCAAACAUUUUAAAUAAACAGAAAAUGACUCCCAUGUUGCUGCAGUUAUAACUGAAAAGAUACCUUUAGCCUUGUUUGAACUGGAAUAAUACUUUAUGUCUAUUUGCAUUAGUUUUACAAGAUACAGUAAUACUAUAAUUGUUUUAAAUGCCAUUUUCAUUUAUGUUAAGAUCCGUGGCAAAUAACCUAAAUCCUUUUGGAGAACUUAGAAGUUGAACUACUGCCAAAAAUGGGAAUUGUCCUUUCUGUGUCUGUAGUAAAAGUGGGCUGUUAAAAUUGCUGCAAAUUGCUUUGGUUUGUAUAAAUUAAGUGACAGCCCUGAGGUUAGGUAAAAAGAGAAACAAAAUUCUGUAUUUCAGUAUUAAGCUUUCUGUUGUCAUUGAGUGAUAUUUUUAUUUUGAAUUAAAUCAUUGAAUGAGUGGGAAUUUAGUGUAGAGGAGGAAGGAGGUGUCUUUACCUCGUACUGAUUUGUAUAAGCUUGUAGCAGUAUUUCAAGCUAGGAAUGUAUUUUAAUACCAUAUUAAAUUAAUAAUUUAAACUCA
Messenger RNA from Carcharodon carcharias (great white shark), 3035 nucleotides. It is a transcript of the gene nsmce2, whose product is annotated as NSE2 (MMS21) homolog, SMC5-SMC6 complex SUMO ligase. The transcript has 7 exons. Gene Ontology annotation, biological process: double-strand break repair via homologous recombination; protein sumoylation. Gene Ontology annotation, molecular function: SUMO ligase activity; zinc ion binding. Lineage: Eukaryota; Metazoa; Chordata; Chondrichthyes; Lamniformes; Lamnidae. The record is from RefSeq and is a predicted model, not a curated record. Gene Ontology annotation, cellular component: nucleus; Smc5-Smc6 complex. Bases 147 to 869 code for a protein of 240 amino acids.